GUUUUACUACCGCACGUGAAUGCAGCACUCCUAAGUUAACAAAAAGCGAAAGAGAAAAUCUGAAACAUUUUUGGAGGAUUUAUUCAUCCACAUUCUUCUUUGGUAUUCAUCGGUUUUCUUUUAAAACAAUUCCAUCCAUGUUCGGCCGAUGGUGGACUUGCAGCUACUUCUGUUUAUUUCUAUCAUUGUGUUUUUCUGUCGCUGCUGCUUCAGCAAACUGAACAUGAGCGAAUACUGCAGGAAGUUCACCGAGAGCGUCAACGCAAACAGUCCAUUCCGAUACCAUAGUUUGAUGAACCACGGAGCGACCUGCUACCUGAACAGUGUUCUGCAGGUUCUGUUCAUGACUGAGGACUUCAGAGAAGCUGUGAACAGCAGUUCCAAGUCUGGGUUUAUUGAUCAUCACCUGAAGGAUCUGUUCAAAAGAUUAUUGACUCAAACCUCAGAUGCUUACAGAAUAAUCCAAGCUCUUGGAAUAGAAAAAGUGAAUGAACAACAAGAUGCAGCAGAGUACCUUCAAAAGAUUUUAAGGAUGACCAGUCCGGAGGCAGCACAGAUCUUUCAUGGAGAGAUGACAGAGAGAAGCUCCUGUCUGUCGUGUCAGAAGCAGGUCCAGACAAAUGUUCCAUUCUGGCUUCUUCCACUGUCGCUGGGCGAACCGGAGAGUGAAAACAGUGUGGACGGCAGCAUCAAGAACUUCUUCAAGAUUUCCUAUUUCAGAGGAGAAGAUCAGAUGUACUGUGAUAAUUGUGACAGAAAAACAGAUGCUGCUGGUAUGUCAGUAGUGAAGCAUCAUCCAGAUGUUCUGAUUCUGCUGCUGAAGAGGUUCGUUUUCAGCUACGAUUACAUGUCGUACGUCAAAAUCAACUGUGCUGUGGAAGUCCCAUUCUCCCUGAACAUACCAGAGAAUCAGACGUACGAGCUGUACGCCGUCAUCGACCAUUUCGGGGACCUGAGAAGUGGACACUACACCUCUAGGAUCAGAUCCCAGCAGGAGAGUAGAUGGCUCCAAUUCAACAGUAGCUCAGUCUCAGCUCUUGAAGGCUGUGAAUUAUCACAAAAAGGUGACACUGAGAGCUCCAGUAGUGCAUAUCUUUUAUUUUAUAGAAAGAAAGACACUGAAAGCACUCUGACAGUAAAUGGAGGUUCUCCACCAGCCAUCAGGGGGGAUCCUGGAGCUGAAAAGAGAGAACACAGUCGUGAUGAGGAGAACCGUCUCCUUCAUGAAGUUUCACCCAAAACACAAAAUCCUUCAAGAAAUGAACCAUUUGCUUUAGAAGAGAUGGACAUUUCUGAUCGUUACAGUGUUGAACCAGAGCUGAAUGAUAAUGUUAAUGGUUUGGGGCGAACUGAUGUAGAGAGUGAAGAGAGGGAUAGGCUCCAGCAGCAUUCAGAGCUUAAUGUGGAGGAAGAAAUGAGGAACGUGAACGAUGCUGAACAUCUCAGUCUCAGACAGAAUGAGAGGAAAGAUGCAGAUUUUGAUGGAAACGUGAGUGAUAAACAAAUGAAGACAGAUGUGGAAGACGAAGGGGUUAAAGAUAAUAGAAUUACAGAAACAGGAAGUGCUCCUGAAGUUCAGGACAGACGUGAAAGGUCAAACAGCGGCGCGUUGUGUCUGGACCCUCUACAGGAAGAAGAAGAAGAGGAGGGGGGAGCUCUAGAUGAUGAAGAUCCCAGACCUUCUCAGGAACGUACAGCUGUCAUAGUCGAGUCUGUCGAUCCCCAGAACAAGAGGAAAUUACCUGAAGAUCUGAACACUCCAGAACAGGAAACGUGUGUGAAAAGAAGAGCACAGAAUGAAGAGAACCCAUCUGUGAAGCAGGAGAAUGGAGGACAAGGAUUGGAGCAGAGAGGAGAAGCAGAAGAUCAAAGAUGGGAAGAACCAGGACUAGACGGGUUUCAAACAGGAAGUGGAUUUCAGGAUGGACGACGGAGUUCAAAGCAGAUGAAUGUUAAAGUUUUGGUGUUGGAGGAAGAAGAGCGGGAAAAAGCUAUUGGGAGUAAAAAUAUCGUCAUAAAAGUUCUAGAGGAAACGCUCUACAGCAGCGUCCAAACAUACCAUGGACAUAAUGAGCAUGUCAGCCAAGAAAAAUACUCAGACGAGCAACAAUAAAACUAAUAAACAAAGACAAAAUGUAUAUUCAGUUCUUGUGGGAUAUUGUCUCUAAAAGUUGUUUUGGUUCUACUUAGGAAGGCUCACAAAGUGGAAUUAAAGCAGAAAAUAAAAAUUAAAAACUUGUCUAUAAA
Oryzias melastigma (Indian medaka) is the source of this 2247-nucleotide messenger RNA. RefSeq names its product ubiquitin carboxyl-terminal hydrolase 26. The transcript has 12 exons. Gene Ontology annotation, cellular component: cytosol; nucleus. Gene Ontology annotation, biological process: protein deubiquitination. The coding region runs from base 149 to 2113 and encodes 654 amino acids. The record is from RefSeq and is a predicted model, not a curated record. Gene Ontology annotation, molecular function: cysteine-type endopeptidase activity; cysteine-type deubiquitinase activity. NCBI's taxonomy places the organism in Eukaryota, Metazoa, Chordata, Actinopteri, Beloniformes, Adrianichthyidae.